CGCGUCACGUAAUAUAUGAACAGUUGAUUGGCAGUCACUGUCAAUACUGUACGACACAAACACCGCAAUUGUCGCCACGAUUACCACCACAAGAGUCGGACACCUGUUUGGGUGACAAUCAUCGCGUUAAUGGCCAACCAUUUGAAACGCUUAAGACUUCUGGUAUUCGAGGGCCGACUCUAUUGGAUGGCUUUGGACGACACGUGCGAUGACUGUCGCGAGACAUCGACCGCGAAGUCCGUGGCGGACGUGAAGCGAGUGAUGCGCGAAGAGUUGCGAAUCAGUUCCCGAGUCCACGACUUCGACAUCUAUUUGGAGGACAUUCUGGUGGGCGAGAGACAGACGGCGCGACUCAUACGCGACAAAGACUUCUUGGAGUUACGGUUUCCACCACUGGCCGGACAUACGGCACCCAAACAGUGGACUCAGAGGUCGACAUACAUGGCGUCCAAAGACAAGACGAUGGCUAUGAAAGUCGUGAAGUCAUCGGCGGCUAAGAUAUCGCCGGCGAAGGUGUCGAGCGUUAAGGCGUUGACUGCGAGGCGAUCGCCUCAGAAGACAUCGAAGUCAUCGCCAGUAAAACCAUUGAAAGCCAAGAGAUCGUUGACUAAGAAGGGAACGGCUGUCGAGGCGUCGAAGUCCAAGGUAUCAACAGAUGACACGACGACAGCCAUCGCUGAUGACAGUGAAGCGGUUGAGAGACAACUGUUAGAGAAAGAGUUUGCGGCCGACGAGCAGAUCCUCAACGAGUCGAUCGUGACGUUGACCAACGCGUUGGAGACGAUGUCCGACGAUAUAUCACCCAAAGAACAGAGACAUCUCUUAGAGCAGCAAAUAGAGGACAAUCGUGUGCUAAACGAGUCAAUCCAGUCGCUGAACAAAGCCUUCACCACAAUCGCCAGGACGUCGACAUCCGAAGCGAACAAGUCGUUCGCCAACAGGAGGUUACAAGAACUCAAGGAUAAGAUCCAUAAAAUCAAUGAAUGUUUGGAUAAGUCGUUGGCGUAUAAGUUGAUGAUUACGGGCACCACCACUACAACCACUACCACUACCCGUCCUAUUGAACAGACAUCGAGUGCUAAACAGCCGGACGGGGAGGCGUCGACCGAUACCAACGAGACUACCGGCGCCGCAGCAGAAGUGGAGACACCGAAACCCCCGAAAAUGAUACGCCUCUACCAGCCAUCCCCUCGACUCCGGGGUCAGUGGGUGUGCUGUCUGUGCGACGAGCUGUUGCCCCACUGGAAGGCCAUACAGAGUCACCACAAGCCGUACCGGUGCGAGGGUUAUGAGUGUGCGAUGGCGGCCAUGGAGGUGCCCGACAACGCCAUAUUAGUGGCCGAGCGGCUCGAUUGGUGGGAACCGUAAGCACCGAGUGGUCACGGGGACAGGCGUUUACAACUCGUACAUUGAUUUGGUUUAUUAAGUGCAUUGGUUUUGGGUAUAAGUUUUGGAGUUAAUAAUUGGUUUUCAUUCAGUUUUGUUGUGAUUAUUAAGUUUCAAUACAUGUUUGUAAUUAGUUUUUGUCUUUUUUAUGCAAC
This is a messenger RNA of Oppiella nova, 1541 nucleotides long. The record is from the annotation of a GenBank genome assembly. Lineage: Eukaryota; Metazoa; Arthropoda; Arachnida; Sarcoptiformes; Oppiidae.